Scatophagus argus is the source of this 1181-nucleotide messenger RNA. RefSeq names its product Golgi SNAP receptor complex member 1-like. The transcript is spliced from 9 exons. Lineage: Eukaryota; Metazoa; Chordata; Actinopteri; Scatophagidae. Gene Ontology annotation, biological process: vesicle fusion; endoplasmic reticulum to Golgi vesicle-mediated transport. The coding region runs from base 105 to 863 and encodes 252 amino acids. Gene Ontology annotation, cellular component: cis-Golgi network; Golgi medial cisterna; Golgi membrane. The record is from RefSeq and is a predicted model, not a curated record. Gene Ontology annotation, molecular function: SNAP receptor activity.
UUGGUUCAGUCAGCGGUACGGGUGUUACACCUGCCCCCUCUAGAGGACGCUUUGAGUCCAUUGAAAAUUGCGACAGUUGUUUCUUCUUGACGGCACAUGAUGACAUGUCAACAACAAAUAUGGCAACCAGCAGCAACUAUUGGGAAGAUUUGCGUAAACAGGCCAGACAGUUGGAGAAUGAGCUGGACCUGAAGCUGGUCUCCUUCAGUAAGCUGUGCACCAGCUACAGCAGCAGCAGCAGCAGCAGCAGGGACCAGCGGACACGAGAAAGCAGGUCGGAUUCUGUUGGCUCGUCUCAAGACAAUAUGCUCGUGGCUAUGACUGCUGAGCUGGAGCAGUUAUUGGCCAAUCUUUCCACAGUCAAUGACAAAAUGGCAGAAUACACAAACACGCCUGGAGCUUCAUCAUAUAACGCAGCUUUGAUGCACACCUUACAGAGACACAGGGACAUUUUACAGGACUAUACCCAUGAAUUCCACAAAACCAAAAGCAACUUCUUGAGCCUGCGUGAGAGAGAGGACCUGCUAGGCUCUGUUCACAGAGACAUUGAGUCCUACAAGAGCAGCUCAGGAGUGAAUAACAGACGAACUGAGCUCUUCCUGAAGGAACACGAACAUCUCAGAAACUCAGAUAGUCUUAUUGACAAUGCAAUAAGUAUUGCCAUGGCUACCAAAGAGAACAUCACAUUUCAACGUGGGAUGUUGAAGUCCAUUCAAACCAGGGUCACAACUUUGGCCAAUCGUUUCCCUGCCAUCAACAGCCUCAUCCAAAAAAUCAAUUUGCGGAAGAGGCGGGACUCUUUAAUUCUAGGCGGAGUGAUUGGCAUCUGCACCAUACUCCUGUUGCUCUACACUUUCCACUGAUGCACUCGUUACUUUUUCGAAGAACAGAAAAUAUUCACUUUUUUUAUGUUUUCAUGUGUUCUUUUCUUCUAUUGUAAUUUACUAAAUUAAGGAAAAAAACAAAUCACAUUUUUAAAAAGUCUUAACGGAAAGUGAAAGGGCUUAUUUAUUUUCUGAAUUCUGACAUUUAUAUAUUGCUGCUCCGGUCCUGUUGUAAUUUUAACUCUUUAUAAUGCUAUAAAGUAAUAUUUGACUGGGAUUGCUUACGGUUGUUGACAUAACUUUUUUAUAAAGUAUUGGCGGUGCCUGAUAAAAUAAAGGUGAUGAGCUCACUUUCAA